This is a messenger RNA of Anoplopoma fimbria (sablefish), 1366 nucleotides long. RefSeq lists its product as uncharacterized. Lineage: Eukaryota; Metazoa; Chordata; Actinopteri; Perciformes; Anoplopomatidae. The record is from RefSeq and is a predicted model, not a curated record. Gene Ontology annotation, biological process: response to bacterium.
CCACGAUGACAUCUCCAAGGCUUUCCUCCUAUGUGACAUGGUUGUUCUUGUGGAAAAUGGCUCAUGCAACUGAUAUGAAAUUGUCCUCAUUGGUGCAUCAAGACAGAGGUUUUGUAUCGGCUAAUGUUGGAGACACAAUGACUUUGCGGUGUUUCUAUAAUAAUGAUGAGCCAGCAUGGCUUUACUGGUAUAAGCAACCGCUGGGAAAGAACCUAAAUCUGAUCUCCAUCGUCUAUGUGUUUGAUAAAAAACACGUUUUUUACCAUGAAUUCAAGAACAAUACACGCUUCACCCUGGAUACUGAAAACAGAAUAAAUCACUUGACAAUUUUGGAUUUGCACAUUUCAGACUCAGCAUCCUACUACUGCGCAAUUAGCACUGCAUUUAUGUUUACUUUUGCCGAAGGCACUGUUCUCAGUGUACAGGGUUCAGGUUUUAAAGUCCCGGCUUUGGUCCACCAGUCAGAAUCUGAGUCCAUCCAGCCAGGAGGCUCUGUGACCCUGAACUGUACAGUUCACACUGGGACCUGUGAUGAACAACUCAAUGUUUACUGGUUCAAAGACUCUGAAGAAUCUCAUCCAGGACUAAUUUACACCCAUGGAGGCAGGAAUGAUCAGUGUGAGAGGAAACCCAACACACAAACACACACCUGUGUCUACAAACUGCCGAUGAUGGACCUGAAUCGGUCUCAUGCUGGGACCUACUACUGUGCUGUUGCCUCGUGUGGACACAUACUGUUUGGAAACGGGACCAAGCUGGACUUUAAGGAUGAGGUGGACUCUCUUGUCUUGGUGUAUUUCUUGAGUGGGGCUUUGGUAUUCACCAACAUCCUGGUUGUUUUAAUCCUGGUUGUUUUACUCGGUAUUUCGAUCUACAAGGUGAACAAGAAAAACAGCUGUCAGUGUUCAGAGUCUCACGUAAGAUCAUCAACUCCCUCUCCAGCAAAUACCGAGGGUAACCGAAACGCAGACAGCUCCCCUUAUGCUGCUUUAGGUUUCAACCUGCCUAACGAAUCAAGGAGACAGAGGACCAGCACCCAUGUUGAAUGUGUGUACUCCAGCGUAAAGCAGUAGAACCGGACAUGUUAUAAUAAAACUGGAUUUAGUAUUUAAAAUGUGGUGUAGAUAUAGAAGUAGAUUUUGAGAUAUAUAUGUAUGUAUAUUCCUUGUGGUCUUCAAUCAAAUGAUGCAUCCCAGUACUAGGAAUUAUUUUCAUAUUUACAUCUCACCAUUUACAAUCGAUGCAAACGUUCCGUUGCAGGAAAUGUGCCCUUUAUGUAGUUAGGCAGCAAGUAUGGGAGGAAUUUGGAAGUAUGUGCUAUUGUAUUUUCCAUUCUCUGUCAUUAGUGAUCAAAUAAAUAAUAAAG